CACGAAAAGCUUCCACACCUACAUCAGCAGAGAAGAGAAAACGAGAAAAACUCUCUUCGGGAUUGAAUUUGUCAGAGGAAGAAGCGAAAAUGCUUGAUCUUGCCAUAUCGGGUGGUAUUAGCAACACAUCACCAUCUGGUAAUCCAGUUACACCAACAAAAAAGAGAAAAUCAGAAUCAACUAGCGAAAGAGCCUUGUUGGAAAGAAAGAUGGUAGAGACUGCCAAUGAAUUAACCUCUCCAACAGCUUUAUCUUCUCCAUCUUCUUCGGAGAAACGAGUUUUCAAAACCCCAACCCGAUUGAACAAAAAAGUUGAGACUCCCUCCAGUAGUACUUCAUCUAGUAGCACCACCACUGCUUCUGCAAAAUCUUCUCCAAAAUCUUCUCCUCGUACUACACCAACUAAAACAACAACUCCAACAAGAACCACUUCAACUCCAACCACUCCAUCAUUUAGUAGUGAUGGAUUUUAUAGUGAGGAGCAAACUAGAGGUGGUGAGGAUACAAAUCAAUUGAAUGCUGUAGCACUGUUUGUGGAAAAUGCUGCAGAUUUUCAAUUUUCAGAUACUCAUGUAGCUUUUUUAAAGCUCAGACAGGAAAUUCAAAACUCAAUUCUGAGUUGUAAACAUUUGAUGAAAUUUAUUUUUCCUCCAAUAAUUUUAAAGCAUUUACUUUACAAUGAAAAUGUAAUUAGUGGACAAACACCAACUCAAAUAGAACAAACUAUUAAUCAAAUGAUUGAUACAAAUGAAAUAAGAAAAUUCUACAUUGACAGAAGUAUUUACAGAGAUAUAUUUGGAUUUGUUUUUAUGGAGGAUUAUAUUAAAACUAUGUGGAUUCAACACGAGACCUAUAUUAAUAAUUUAGAAAAUACUUUGAACGAAGAGGAUAAAUCAAGAUUACCAGUAUUUCAGGAGGAAAGAAAGAAAGAAAUUAAAAAAUUGCUCAGUGCUUCUAGAAUUAAUGAACUGAAAGAUAUUGUCAAGAAAUUCUGUGAGCUUGUAUUACCAAUGAUAAAAGAACCUUUCAUUGAGAAGAGAGAUUUAAUCGAUUUACUUUUCGAAGAAAAUGAUUCAAAGCAAAUCACUCAUGAUGAAGCCAUAACACACCUCAUGUCACUAGGUGCCCUAACUAUAAGAGAUAUUGAAAGUUUCUUCUUCUCCAUACCAAACCUCUCUCAAUUCAUGUAUUAUCUACACAAUGGAAGAAAAGAAAUAUUGAAUGUAUUGAGGAGAAAGCAAUUCAAAGAAAUAAUGGUAAACACCUUGCUUCAAAAAAAUAUUAGAAAUACCAUCUUCAAUCCAAUGUUUCACAUAAGGGAUAUGAUUGGGGACGGAGAUGUCACCGUAAUCGACAUCAAUGGACAAGCUAUGCUAAGGCUAAAAUAG
Messenger RNA from Naegleria gruberi, 1388 nucleotides. RefSeq names its product serine/threonine-protein kinase. Lineage: Eukaryota; Heterolobosea; Eutetramitea; Acrasida; Naegleriidae. The coding region runs from base 90 to 1388 and encodes 432 amino acids. The record is from RefSeq and is a predicted model, not a curated record. Gene Ontology annotation, biological process: protein phosphorylation. Gene Ontology annotation, molecular function: protein serine/threonine kinase activity. The transcript has 2 exons.